ACUUAUGAAAUGUAAAGUUAUUCACGAAUUAGGUAAGUUACAUACACAGAAAGUAUAAUUCACUAUAGAUUCUCUGCAGUCUGCCAAAGAUCUGUUACUUUCCAUACAAAUACUGCAAUCUCACCGGGAAAACACUUCAACGGAUGAAAACACUGCCACAUAACACUGAGAAGCACAAGAGGUAUGUACAAUAAUGUUACUAACAUUUUCUAGAGCUGCCAUGAAGCGUAAACAAGAAUAUCUUUACAAUUCAGUAGACAUGGAUGUUGCUGAAAUGCAGGCUGGCAAUAGUCAUGUUCAAUAUUCCAAAUUCAGGUUGUUUGACAAGUUAGUUUCGCCUAUUGCUAAUUCGACGCAAUUAGAGACAUCCCCGUCUACAUCGGCAUCAAAGCGUGUCCAUGGUGCUUCAGCAGACCAGUUAGAUAGGUUGCAUGCAAUGGUGCAAAACAUUUCGUCAACUAUGAAUGACUUCAGUCAAACGUUGCAGAAAAUGUCAACAGCCAUUUCGGAUUUGAGUAUUAAUGUAAAGCAAUUGCUUUCAAAGUCUAAUGAGCGCGAAAGACCGCAUCAAUUCGAUUGCGGACUGUCGAGUCAGCACUUCCCUUUGUCAUCUGAAGAGGAACUACAGAUGCUGGAUACUGGUUUGUAGCAAAAAGAAACCAGGGACAGAUUUAUGGCAAUGGUCACUAGGUUAUCAAGUGACGAUCCAAAAACGUCGAUGCGGUUUGUUCUGUCGCAUCUGUUGACACCUGAGGUUGCCAGUAAAUUCACGUUACUUGGCACCUCUUCAAAACGAGCACUUCAGAAAUGCACGUUUUACGGCUGCAUACGAAGUGUCUUAACUCAUCGCUUUUUGUCAUCCUGUCAACGAAAAAGACCUUGGUAAGCUCUAUGACAUCGCGACACAAGGUUACUUUCACGAUAUCCGAGACAAGAUGAUAAAGUGUAAUAGAAGAAAACAAGACCAGGUAUGUACUAAUUUAAAGUGAUAACCU
Molecule: messenger RNA, 995 nt
Organism: Schistosoma mattheei
Lineage: Eukaryota; Metazoa; Platyhelminthes; Trematoda; Strigeidida; Schistosomatidae
Source: the annotation of a GenBank genome assembly